Molecule: messenger RNA, 1534 nt
Organism: Nycticebus coucang (slow loris)
Lineage: Eukaryota; Metazoa; Chordata; Mammalia; Primates; Lorisidae
Gene: SLC38A11
Product: solute carrier family 38 member 11
Exons: 12
Coding region: 31-1413 (460 amino acids)
Biological process (GO): amino acid transmembrane transport
Molecular function (GO): amino acid transmembrane transporter activity
Source: RefSeq, a predicted model, not a curated record
UCUUCCACCUGCUCAGGACCCCGCGCAGCCAUGAGCUACCAGGGCCAGCAGCCCGGUGUCCCGCCGCAGAGAGAUCUAGACGACGGACAGACCCUCGUUGCCGAGCACAAGAGGAAAACUUGUCAGUCUGCUGCUAUUUGUAAUGUCGUCAACUCCGUUAUAGGAUCCAGUAUAAUAGGAUUGCCUUAUUCAAUGAAGCAGGCUGGAUUCCCUUUAGGAAUAUUGCUGUUAUUCUGGGUGUCAUAUAUUACAGACUUUUCCCUUGUUUUAUUGAUAAAAGGAGGGACCCUCUCUGGAACCGACACCUACCAGUCUUUGGUCAAUAAAACGUUUGGAUUUCCGGGGUAUCUUCUCCUCUCUUUUCUUCAGUUUGUGUUUCCUUUUAUAGCUAUGAUAAGUUACAACAUAAUAACUGGGGAUACUAUGAGCAAAGUUAUUCAAAGAAUCCCAGGAGUUGAUCCUGAAAACUUGUUUGUUGGUCGCCACGUCAUAAUUUUGCUUUCUACGGUUACCUUUACUCUACCUUUAUCCUUGUACCGAGAUAUAGCAAAACUUGGAAAGAUCUCCCUUAUUUCUACAGUUUUGACAGCUCUAAUUCUUGGAAUUGUGAUAACAAGGGUAUUGACAUUGGGUCCAUAUGUACCAAAAACAGAAGAUGCCUGGGUGUUUGCGAAGCCCAAUGCCAUUCAGGCUAUUGGGGUCAUGUCUUUUGCAUUUAUUUGCCACCAUAACUCCUUCUUAGUUUAUAGUUCUUUAGAAGAACCCACGGUAGCUAAGUGGUCCGGCAUCAUCCACACAUCCAUGGCGAUUUCUAUGUUUAUCUCUGUGCUCUUUGCUACAUGUGGAUACCUGACAUUUACUGGCUUCACCCAAGGUGACUUAUUUGAAAAUUACUGCAGAAGUGAUGACCUCAUAACCUUUGGGAGGUUUUGUUAUGGCAUCACGGUCAUACUGACGUAUCCAAUGGAAUGCUUUGUGACCCGAGAGGUCAUCGCCAAUUUGUUUUUUGGUGGGAAUCUUUCAUUGAUUUUCCACGUGGUUAUAACAGUGGUUAUCAUUACCGUAGCCAUGCUCGUGUCCUUGCUAAUUGAUUGCCUUGGAAUAGUUUUAGAACUCAAUGGUGUGCUCUGUGCAGUUCCCCUAAUUUUUAUCAUUCCAUCAGCGUGUUAUCUGAAACUGUCUGAAGAACCAAGGACACACUCAGACAAGAUUAUUUCUUGUUUCAUGCUCCCCAUUGGUGCUGCGGUGAUGGUUUUUGGAUUGGUCAUGGCUAUCAUAAAUCCUCAAGACUGCACCCACGGGCAGGAAAUGUUCUACUGCUUUCCUGGCAAUUUCUCCCUCACAAAUAUCUCAGAUUCUCAUUUUCAACAGACAACACAACUUUCAACUUUAAAUGUCAGUGUCGUUCAGUGAGUUGACUUCUUUAAAAAUAUGUUUUCAAAACAAAAAUAUGUUUUCAUGGACUUGUAUACCACAUAAUUUUUACACAUGUUUUAGUCUUUAUUUAUAUUAUAAAAUUAUCCUUGGGCAUUUA